CUAGGGGUAAAUACCUACAAUUCCCGAUUCCUAGUUUGUCCUUAAUCUAAUGACCCAAGUACAGUUUUUUUGACUUACAUUGAACUAGGUGGCUUCAAAUCUUUAUUUAUUAAAUUAAAUAAUUAAUUAUCUAUUUAUGAAAAUGCUUCAAAGCGACUCUGCAUUAUGGUAUAUAUAGGAUGUGUGAUGCCAAGUUGUAUAUAAUGGAUUAGGAACAUAAAUAAAGGAGCAGCUUACACUGGACAAGAUGAAAUCUACAGGACAUUGUUUGAUUGCUUCUUUAACUCCUACUUUUCAUUCUGUUAUCCUUAAAAAUCAUUCAAAAUUGUUUUAUGCAACUUCAACCAAACCAACAACAUCAUAUUCAUGUGCUGCUUAUAAUCAAAGCUCCAAACCCCACUCUACUUCUCAAAUGGGUGCACGCCGCUAUUCUCCUCCUUGGUUCAGUGUUGCCCCCAUGAUGGAAUGGACGGAUAACCAUUACAGAACUUUGGCCCGUCUUAUCUCGAAAAAGGCAUGGCUCUACACAGAAAUGAUUGCUGCAGAAACAAUUGUCUACCAGACUGGCAAUUUGGAUAGGUUCUUGGCAUAUGGCCCUGAGCAACAUCCUAUAGUGCUUCAAAUCGGGGGAAAUAAAUUGGAGAACUUGGCCAAAGCAACACAACUCGCAACUCCUUAUGGCUAUGAUGAAAUUAAUUUUAAUUGUGGAUGUCCUAGCCCAAAGGUAGCUGGACAUGGGUGUUUUGGUGUGCGCCUCAUGCUUGAGCCAAAGUUUGUUGCUGAGGCGAUGUCUGUAAUUGCUGCAAAUACAAAUGUUCCUGUGAGCGUCAAAUGCAGAAUUGGCGUUGAUGACCAUGACUCAUAUAAUGAACUGUGUGAUUUUAUUUAUGAGGUUUCUUCUCAGUCACCAACUCGGCAUUUUAUUAUACAUUCUCGGAAGGCAUUACUGAAUGGAAUCAGCCCAAAAGAUAAUCGAAAAAUUCCCCCACUCAAGUAUGAGUAUUACUAUGCCCUUUUGCGUGAUUUCCCUGAUCUACAGUUCACAAUAAACGGAGGCAUAAAUUCUAUUGAGGAGGUUAAUGCGGCACUUAUGGAAGGAGCUCAUGGGGUUAUGGUGGGACGUGCAGCUUAUGGCAAUCCAUGGCAGAUUCUAGGACUUGUUGACAGCGCUGUAUAUGGUGCACCUCUUCGUAGUAUAACCCGGCGCCAGGUUCUUGAACAAUAUCAGGUCUAUGGUGAUUCAGUCCUUGGAAUGUAUGGGCCUAGGCCAAGUGUUCGAGAAGUUGUCAGGCCUUUGCUCGGCCUAUUUCAUGCAGAGCCUAGAAAUGUUAUGUGGAAGCGUAAGGUUGAUGCUGCUUUCCGGCACUGCACGACAAUUGAAUCCCUUUUCGAGGAGACGUUGGUGGAAAUUCCAGACUCAGUACUUGAUUCCCCCAUUACAGAAGUGCCCUCUGGUAGUAGCGAUAUGUUCAUUGAGGUGAAGAGUUUGUUACCUCCUCCAUACACAGUUAAUAAAAAAGAAUUACUGUAUGCUUAAAUAUACAUUUCUUUUUUCCCUUUGUGUUUGUAUCAUCCGAUAAUGUAUUCAUUCUUUCAGUAUUAUGUAUCCUAAGUGCCUCAUUUUUUUUGGGAGAUUAACUCUCUCCAGUAUAACCAAAGCUCAAAUGGCCUGUAAAAGUGAAACAAUACAAACUCAAUGCUGGUAUGAACAGGAAGCAGAUGCUACUGA
Lycium barbarum (goji berry) is the source of this 1729-nucleotide messenger RNA. RefSeq lists its product as uncharacterized. NCBI's taxonomy places the organism in Eukaryota, Viridiplantae, Streptophyta, Magnoliopsida, Solanales, Solanaceae. The transcript is spliced from 12 exons. Gene Ontology annotation, biological process: tRNA dihydrouridine synthesis. Bases 248 to 1537 code for a protein of 429 amino acids. Gene Ontology annotation, molecular function: tRNA dihydrouridine synthase activity. The record is from RefSeq and is a predicted model, not a curated record.